This is a messenger RNA of Limulus polyphemus (Atlantic horseshoe crab), 3432 nucleotides long. RefSeq names its product exocyst complex component 8-like (gene Exo84). The transcript is spliced from 14 exons. Lineage: Eukaryota; Metazoa; Arthropoda; Merostomata; Xiphosura; Limulidae. The record is from RefSeq and is a predicted model, not a curated record. Bases 114 to 2003 code for a protein of 629 amino acids. Gene Ontology annotation, biological process: intracellular protein localization; Golgi to plasma membrane transport; exocytosis. Gene Ontology annotation, cellular component: exocyst.
UUGUAGGUGUAACAUACUCUUACAAACUCGGAAGUCCGUGCUAGAAAGAUAUCGAAGUUAUUUUAUAUUGUAGCUGAAAGAAAUACUAUACAUGUAUAUUAUAAAGCCUGAUCAUGGAUUAUGAAAAUGAAUUUUUAAUUAAAAAGCUGAAUGAACAAAACUUCAACUCUAACAGCUAUGUUCAAGAGUUGACUUUAAAUAGCCUUGGUGUGGAUGGUUUAUUAGUAAAAAGACAAUUGGUGCAAUCCCUGGCUGAAGAAACUAAUGGUUUAUUGAAGAAAAAUGUGUAUAAAAAUUAUACGCAAUUUAUUGAAACAGCAAAGGAAAUCUCUUAUCUGGAAAGUGAGAUGUACCAGUUGAGUCAUAUGCUUACAGAACAACAAACAAUUCUCAGUACCCUUAUGGACAUCUCCAUCACUGGAGAAAAAGUGGGAAGUAAAUCUGAAGUUCAAUCAGACAAGAAGGAGGAAGAAAGCAGAAAGAAUUUGUCUUCACUUCUAGAAAAAGUGGAAGGCUGCGCUCUUCAUAUUUGUGUUUUAAAGUAUUUUUGUUUUUUCAGAAGAGGCCCAGCGCAAUAUAGGUUUCAAGUAUUUUAUGAACUAGACAAUCUAGCCAUAGUUAAUGUGAAGGAAGAUCCAAUGUUGAAGAACGUCUUCAAGAUACUGAUGUUUCCAGACACAAGACUGUUUCAGUGUGACACUGCUGCAGCCAAGGUGAGGAUUCAGUCAUUUGAAGAUGAAGAGUCUGAAGAAGGUUACCAGGUGGAGAGGGAGGAAGUAAUUCCAGAUUGGUUAGUUGAACUUCCAGAAAAUUUGGAUGUAUGUAUUGCUCAGCGGGAUUUUGAAGAAGCUGUUAACCUUGUCAAAAAAGGAAAUGAACAUUUCUUGGAACUAACUAAACAUGCAGUUGUGAAAGAAAUCAGAACAAGAAUAGAGAGGAGGAUAAAGAACCUUGUAGAUGUGCUCAUGAAUGAACUUCGGGUGAGCCCAGAUCGGUCUCUUCAAGGUGGACCUAGAGCUGCCCGUAGAGCUGUUGGCUUACUUAUCAAACUAGGAAAGUCAUCACAGGCUUGCAACCUGUUUUUGAAACAUCGCAGUGCUAUCUUAAAGCAUUCAAUGAAACAGAAAAAAAUGGAAGGUGCUACUGUUCCUUUUAUUAAGCGGCUUAGCUCAGUCUUUUUCAACAACAUGAUGGAAACAGGUCGAGAAUUUAAUAGAGCUUUUUCAAACAGCAAUAGCUGUGCCUCAGCAUAUGUGGUGUGGUCAAGAAAACAGCUUCAACAAUUUGUACAAACAUUUUCUCGACAUGUGUUCACCACUCAAGUCUCCCUUCGAACUGCUGCUGAAUGUGUUGCAUUAGUCAAAGGACACUGUGACCAGCUUGUUGAGAUUGGACUGGACAUUCUAUUUGACUUGAGCAACCUUCUACAGGCUGAUGUUGAAAGAGUAAUUACAGAAAGUCGGGAUAAAAUGUUGGAAGCAAUCAAACUAAGAGCAGCAGAAGACAAGUGGCGUCCCCAGAAUCAUCAAAACAAGGCUGGAAUUUCCAAGUUUGUUGAAGAUAUGACAGAAAUUGGUAUUGCAAGCAUUCAUAGAUAUAUAUAUGAUGAAUGCUGGGUAGCACUGACAAGCAACACGACGGUGUUCAGUAAAUCCUACUUAAAUUUUCUUGAUGAUUUGUUGAAGUUACAUACACUUACUUCAAACAAACUGAUUGUAGAUUCCUUAGUGGUCACUUUCAGGGCACAACUACGGCAUGUGGAAGCUUCACUUAAUAGUGAAAUUUUUAAAUCUGACGUAAAGUUUAUUCAGAAGAAUGCUAAUUUUUUGCUUGAAACACUGUUGACCUUAGCAGAACAUCGUUUUGAAGAGAAACUUGGAUUUGGUUCCCCUCAACUUUCAGAACUUCAUAUUGAACUUCCUCGACUAAUUAGUGGGACUUCUGAGAGCAGUGCAUCAGGGAAGUCUUCUGUAACCAAAUAUUCAUCUGUAGCAUAUUUGUAACUUCAUUCUCUGUUUUUGUUAAACUGUUAUUGUAUAAAUACCAUGUUAUAUUUACUAGAACAAAAAACACUUCUGAUAAAGUCCAGAAGUCAUCAUAUUAUAUUGUCGGAAUUUAUACGUGAAGUUGUUUUCAUUUAUUUAAUAUAACAUCUAUAUCUAUCAGUCUAAUUUCAAUUUUUGUAAAUAUUUAAAGCUAAAUUAUCAAACACCUACUAAUACUGAGCAGUGCAAGUAUGUAAGGGUUACUUUUUUUAUCUUAAGGAAGAAGCAUGAAUUAUUGAAAAUAUAAGAUCAGAGUUGUUCUGUAUCUAUUCUCAUGACAAAAUGCCAUAAUAUGAUGAUGUGGUAGUAGAAUGUUGGUUUAACCAAUCGGCUAGAUGUUCACAUAGGACAAAACGUAAUUUUUAACAUUAAUAUCAUCAAUAUGAACAGCAGAACAAAUUCAAAAAUGCAUUCAAUAAAUAACUGGUUUGAAAAUAUUUAAGAUACUUAAAUUUAUUCCUACCCCAUAUGCCUUUAGUUAUUUGAGAAAUGCCAAGAUGUGGUAAACUUUAAAAGGUACAGAAUGUUUACAAUAUAGUGGUGGAUGGGAAGUUGAAACUGAUUUAGACUUGAUAAUUUUAAUUUUUUUCAUCACUUUAGAUAUAUUUGCUUAGAGUAGUUAUAAGUUCUUUCAAAAUAUUAUGCAAUCGUUGAAGUUGUUGCUAAUAAAUGAAUUGCAGAAAAUAGUUGUUUAAUUUUAGGCUGAACAACAAAAGGUUAAGAAAUAACAGAUGGAAUUAACUUGCAGUAGAUUAUAGUUUAAGAUACGGCUAGAUCGAGGCCUGCGAGAUUACUAACAGGCCUACGUGUAUCAGAUUUCUGACAUCACAGCCGUAAUACAACUAAAAAGUGCAUUGACUAUUUGUUUACCAGUAUUUAAACAGAUUUUUUUAAUAUUUAAAGUUAGAGAUUGUUAUAUGUGGAUGCCAGCUUCUUUUAAUAGUAAUUGACGUAGUUUUAAAGAUAAAAAGUUAGUGUAUUUUUCUCUCUGUUACCAUGUACACAAUAAUAAAAAUAUUAUGAAUAAAAUCAGGAACAAGUGGAAUCUACUUAGUUGUGCUAAUAUGUAAGGUGUGAAAAGUAUAGCAAACUUUAGUGUGAUUUACACUUUCACUCUUUGAUGUAUAUCUUCCAGAUAGAAAAUGUUAUUAAGUAUAUUAAGACACAUGGAAAUCCAUGAUUUUUUAAUGUAGCUAAACCUUAGGCAUUUGAAGCAAUGAUAACAUUUUUUCUUUUGUAUUUUCUAUAUAAUUGUCCUUAACCUUACAGUAGUUUUUUUAACAGAAUCUUUGCCAUCAUUUUGACUUUUUUUUUCUUUCUACUAGUUUCUGAGGAAUCACACCACGAUGAUAAUUAAUAUUAUCAACAGAUUCCUCCUUUUCCACCU